Molecule: messenger RNA, 4916 nt
Organism: Epinephelus fuscoguttatus (brown-marbled grouper)
Lineage: Eukaryota; Metazoa; Chordata; Actinopteri; Perciformes; Serranidae
Product: putative C-type lectin domain family 20 member A
Exons: 6
Coding region: 123-734 (203 amino acids)
Source: RefSeq, a predicted model, not a curated record
UCUACAAAGACGGGGAGACAGAGUUCAGACGAUGGAGGGCUGGAGAACCAAGCAAUAUUAACAGUGCAGCACACUGCACACGGAUGUAUGAUGAUGGACUAUGAAGCGACGUCCCUUGUAACAUGAACUAUAAGGCCGUCUGCUCAGAUGUCAGAGGGUCUAAUGUGACAGUUGUCCUCACUGACGCCUCCAUGACAUGGACUGAGGCCCAGAGCCACUGCAGAGUAAACUACACAGACCUGACCAGUGUGAGGAACAUGACAGAGAACCAGAAGGUACAGGAGCUGAUACCUGCAGGAGAACGUGUCUGGAUCGGCCUCUUCAGAGACUCCUGGAAGUGGUCGGAUGGAAGUAGCUCCUCAUUUAGGCACUGGAGACCUUCAGCACCUACUGGUUCCUUGAAGUCUUGUGUGGCUGCAGUCUUUGGCCAAUCUGGAGGCUGGGACGACUGGAACUGUGACUUGAAGAGAGCAUUUAUCUGUUACAGUGUCAUGCCUGUUUCAGAGAAAGUGAUGAAAGUGAUGAAGCUGAGGUUUAAGACGCAGGACUCCUCUGUGGAUCUGAACGACCAUGCUGUGACGGAGGACAUCUUAAAGCAGCUCAAACAGAGGCUGAAGGACCAGGGGCUCAAUGACCACAGCAAACUGAGCCGGAGGAAGCAGCCAGAUGGAAAAGUCUUCCAUGAGGAGGAGGAAGAAGAAGAAGAAGAAGAAGACCAGCCCAAAACAAGAUGAGCUUAUCUUUAUCUUCUUCUACCCUCCUCUUCCUCUGUCUUUUCCUUCUUCUUCUUCUUCUUUGGUAAAAAAAACAUCCAAAUUGUUGUGUUGCACCUGUGAGUCUGUAAAUAAGCAGCAGUUCUUUUAGCUCAGUGCUAAGGUAUACACGCUAACAUGGUCACAACAAGGAGUAGUAGUGUUCAUUGUGUUUGUGUACGUCACUAAAUCACAUGCAUUCUGAAUUUGUUGAUCAUCAAUCUGAUUUAUUGACAUUAAUUAAAAGACUCAGCUACGUUAUAUGUAACAUGUCUUAUUGAUCCUAAAAUAACUUCUGAUGACGUCAUACAUUAGUGCACUGUCCAGAUGCAGGGCAGGCAGCUGAAGGCAAAGACUACCACCACUGCACAGAUGCCUGUGAUUUACCCUGUUUACGGCUGCUCCAAGCAAUCAAACUGGGAAAAACCAAAGGACACUUUAGGUCCUGAAAAUAGCAAGAUGUAAAGAGGAGAAGUAAAAAAAGAAUUUGCUGAGAAUGGAUCAAAAACCCUCCACCUUCAGUCAGGAGGAGCUGAGUCCACUAACAUCAAACAUCAUGAAUAUAAACCAUUGUGUUAAACAUGCCUCGAGUUGGAUGCAGUCACAGUGUGCUGUGAUAACCUUUCCAUGUUCUCAGGCUCAACCUGGAUUUUUAACAGAGUUUUAACAGACCUCUGGGAACAGUUGGCCCAGUGGCUGUAAAAUAAUAGAUAAAGUCAGCUAAUGUAACUGUUAGCCUGACAGCGGCGCAUCCAUAGCCUGGAAAUCCAGACCCAAAUCUAGAAAGAUUUAGGGUCUGGCUAUGAGUAAUGAAAAUGGCCCAACUCGAGGGGCGGCACCAAGCAUGCAUUUUUAAAUUUCACUGCACGCAACUGGAUAACACUACAACCAAUCAGAACAACACACGGGGUGAUGUAUCCAGAGCUUAGCUACCAGCGGAGCUAACUGGUAGAUUAGACUCUUGCUGUAUCCGGUUGGCAAAACAGCAAAAACGUCCUUCUUGCAAAGGAAAGACUCGAGCGCCGUCUUCUGUUCCUCUUUUAGAGAAAAAGCCAAGUCUAACUCGUUCAUUGUAGCAGCCAAAGCCGUUUCAAACAACUGGUGUUCAUCCGUAGCCAUCUUGCAAUGUUUACUGACUGAUGCUGGACUUCGUCGUCGCAGUGCUGUCGUCAUCUGUUUAGCUCGCCUCUGGCCCGCCUAUAUCAAAUACACCGAUGUGAUUGGUGCAGCUCGGUUUCAUGGGCAUGGGUAUUGAGCAUCAUGACUGAUUGCCAGAGUGACUCGCUGAGCAAAUUCAAACUGUGCUCUCGCGAGAACUCCAGGGUAGUGCAUCCAUGUACAGAGCUGAAAUAUUUAAAGACAGUUAAACUCAAGCACAUUUACUCACCUGGCCAAAAACAAGAUGGCAGUCAUUUCAGUCACCAACCCAACUGCACACAAAAUACACUGCUCAAAGAAAUGAAGGCUGCACUGAACUGUCUCAGUCAGGGCUCUAUGCUAACCUUUAGCUCAUCCUUCAUCAUGUGUGUGGUAAGGACCCAGCACACACACACACACACACACACACACACACACACAGGGCUACAUUGGGCCUACUGCUCUACUAUUAGACACAAAGGAUGUCUUUAGUCCACUGGCUUUUGGAGUUGGGUCGCCUGGCACGCUGAGCUGACUUCAUCCGAUGAACUCAACUAAAUUUUAAAAAUCUAAUUCAUGGUGAAGGGUCAUGCAUUUUCCACCAGUCACUUCGAAAAGCUCAAGGAAAAAUAUUUGUGGCUACAGGGGGGAUCAAAAUAAAAUAAAUAAAUAAAAUAAAAAUCAGCCAGCCACCCUCCUCCUCUGAUAAGUUAAGAACAGUCCCUUCAGUGCGGUGAGGUUUGUGGACCGUUACCUGCCACAAAGAGAGAAAUGUGAGCGGCUCGUUUCUCCUCUGACACGUCACAUACCUGUGUGCCGCCACGGCUCGGCUGUUCAGGUACUUCUGGGCAGUCAUGACACCAGCGAAGAGGAAGUUACUGGACCUGGAGCCGGGCUUCUUGGUCGCCGGUAAACCGUCAUCUUGCGGCGGUGGCCAUAGUGCUCCGCCGUAUUCCUGUCUGUGACCCCGGUUCAACCCACAACCUGCAGGAUUCGCCUUUCGUUUCUGCUGCUGGUUGAAAUCUGUACUCGCACAGCGUGCUCCUGAAUGAUUUCUUUUGCUCGCACAAAACUAUUUUUAGUCGCAAAUGUGAGUGAAAUGCUCGCACCGCAGAGCUCUGGUCUCAGUCUAACACCAAGUCAGUUAAACUUCAGGGAUAUCAGUCUGUCCAUUUAGGAAGCACAAGUGACUGUGAAUCAGUUUCAGCUGCUUUAGUGCAAAUCUAAGUGGCAACAGGUGCAAUGCAGAGGCAAAAGCAAGACAUCCCCCAGUAAGGGCAGCAUGAGGCAGUACCUGCAGCCAAAUCAGGUUGCACAGGUUGUCCAGCUCCUCCAAGAUGGCAAAUCUAUACUUGCAGUCACAAGAGUGUUUGUUGUGUCUCCCAGCACAGUCUCAAGAGCAGGGAGGAGAAACCAGGAGACCGGCCGUUACACCAGGAGAGCUGGACAGGGCCGUAGAAGGGCAUCAAGCCAGCAGCAGGACCGGUGUCUGCUCCUUUGUGUGAGGAGGAACAGGAGGAGCACUGCCACAGCCCUACAACAUGAGCUCCAGCAGGCUACUGGUGUGCAUGUUUCUGACCACACUGUCAGGAACAGACUCCAUGAGGGUGGCAUGAGGGCCCCACGUCCUCUACAGGGACCUGUGCUCACAGCCCAGCACCGUGCAGCUCAACUGGCAUUUGCCAGAGAACACCAGAAUUGGCAGCUGCAAGUCUGAAGUCACGCAUUCAACAAACUGAGAGCGAACAAGAUGGACACAGUUCUUCUGCUCAUCACAGCAGGUCAUCUGGACCCGUAGGGAGAGAUGAGUCACUAGGUCUCCUGUCACUCACCCCUUCCAUUUAGCGUAGAGAGGGACAGCUGUAGGACCUGUAACCCCCCUUUUUAAAAAAACAUUCUCAACAUUUCCUAUUCAGUCGGCUGUAUAAUGGUGAAUUGAAAUAAUAUAAAAUUGUGUAAUUCUUGUAACUAUCUAUUGAUCUAACUACGUUUUUUAAGAUGUAAUUUUGUACAAAAUUAUUAUGCUCCAAUUGGAGAAAUGUUUAUUUUUUGAUAUAUGUCAAUGCACUGGAGAAAAAAUGAAGUGAACGUACUGAUAAUUUUCUAUUCAGUUGGUUGUAUAAUGGUAUCAGUUUAAACGAUAUAAAUUGUGUAACUCUUGUAAUUUUUCAUUAAUUUUGAUUUUUUAUUUUGUUUUAUUUCAUUUUGUACAACUUAGAAAAAUUAUAUUGUUUUAUUUUUUGGAAAUCUGUUAAAGCACUAAAAGAAAAAGAAAAAAAUGAAGUGAACUGACUGACAAUCAAGUCACGUGAGUCUUUAUCACACCUGUGAAUGUUCAGGUAAUUGUGAUGAGUGAACCUGAAGAAGCCACAGGUGAAACGUGUUGUUCGCUCUCAAUAAAUUCACAGUAAAGUCUACUCAGUGUGCGGUCGUCUACUUUUGAUAUGUUACUUAAGAUGUUCCUGCGAUCGACCAGCACCUGAUCCCCUAUAUCAGCUGUGCAGAGGGAGGUUUUUUAACUUUAUAUUAUAAACUUAGCUCGGUCAUUUUGUAGAGAUAAACACAAAAUCCUGAUGACCUUUAUGCAUUUGAACAGUAUAUAAAGCUAAAUAACCAGAAACUGUCAUGGUGGGAAUACUAAAGUAAAAGAACUUCAUUACAAGAAGAAGUCCUGCAUUUAAAAUCCUCUUUGAAGGAAGGUUUUACAGAUUUUUAAGUCUGUCUAGAUGCAUGUUAGGAGAGAAAAUCUGUUACUGUCCAGUAUGAACAGGAGGAAUGAUCACAGCAAACAAAAACUGUUUGAAUCUACAUAUGUGUAUAUGACAAACAAGAUGUGCUUAAAAGUAUCAGCAGAAAAGUACUCACUGUGAAGGGAAAUGUCUCCUGUGACUCAUUCUGUUAUUAUGAUUUAUUUGAUUUGAUUGUUUUUUUAUUACACAACAUCUCAAAGUCAAUUCUCUGUUGUAUGUUAAUGCUGAAAAGUCCAUAUGAUUAGUCCAGGACAAUGUACUGUCUAUGUGACCUAAA